Messenger RNA from Owenia fusiformis, 1640 nucleotides. The record is from the annotation of a GenBank genome assembly. Lineage: Eukaryota; Metazoa; Annelida; Polychaeta; Sabellida; Oweniidae.
CAACGAUCAGAAAAUAUAAACAUUGGAAGUAUUUACUCUCACUUUGCUGAUAUUUAUCAGUACUAAGCAGCAAGUGGAAAGAAUCACACGUGAAUAUAUGAGAAUAAAUAGUAAAGCAAUUAAUUAACUAAUAAGAAGCCUUCAGUACAGAUUGAACACUGAGGUAUUACAUUGACAACACAACAGAACAAGGUUGUCACCCAAGAAUCAGAAGAAUGGCAGUUCACAAGAAAGAAAGCGAAAAUGGAUGGUUUUAUCAUGCCCCAGCAAAGAGACAAUCGAAUGAGCAAGUCUUUGCACCACCAGCAUCACAGAUUCCAGGACUAAGUGAUCUCGUUGGUGAACCAGAAGAGCCAAAGGGAAACUGGAUCAAGGAAACUGAUACCAAAUACAUCAGAAUGUGUAAAGCAGGAGGGAGGCCAGAUUUAUUACAAAUGAGAUCUCAAAAGCCAAAACCCAAAGAACCACAGGGAUACCCAAGAGUAGAUUGGUUCUACUUGGAAGAUAACAGAGCAGAAGAUGACGCUAUUCGAGCGAAUGAAAGAUGGGAGUUUAGCCUACCUGAAUACAUGGUGCACGACCAUUACCAACCUGAUGGUCCUGAAACGGACGGUACACUACCUUACAGACCAAAACGCCUACCAUAUGCUCGGGACACUAAAUCUAUUUAUGAAUCUGAGACAGUUGAUCCAACAAAGAAGGACGUCAAAAUUCCUGAACUGAAAAAACAGGGUUAUGGUGUCAGAACCGAGAAACUUGACAGACGCCCACAGCGGAUGGCAAAACAACAGCCAAAAGAAAAACCUAGGGUCCCCAAGGACCAACUUGAAUUGGAAAAGAACAGACCUAGAUAUGAAGCUAUGCCACUACCUAACAUAACAGAACGACCGAGCAUGCAGAAAAUAUUAGCCUACAGUUAUCAAAGAGACUGGAAAAGCAAUGUAGACACAUAUCAAGCUGAACAACAGAAACUUAAAGAACAAUUUGAGAAAAUGGGUUUUAGAGAAGAAAGAAAAAACACUGAAUAUAGUGAACAAAUCAGCAAAUCUGCUGGUAAAUCCAAACAAAAUACAAUGGCACCAAAACAAACAAGAAAAAGCAGUGCAGCUCAAGAGAAGAAAAUGCAAGAAUUAGAAGCUCAGAAAAUACAAAAAGACUUGUUUAAACUGAAUAGAUUUAAAAAUGUCCAGGGAAGAACUGAUACUCACAGGACUAGCGAGGUUGCAAGUCAUGCGUGAACAGAUGGAACAUAUUGUUAAUUUACAUGUCGUAUCUAACAGCUAAAGAGGGGUCAUGGAUCUCAUUCGUAUACUAUGAGUUAUAAUGCCAAAGGAUUUCGAAGGCUUUUGGGAUGUAUAUGGACUUAUAAUUAUAAAGACAAAGUCAUGAAAGUCACAUUCAUUUACGAAGUCAAAGUCCCAUUCAUUUCGUGCAAUAUUAUGUUACUAACAAGACAAAUGUCUUCCAUGAUCACGUAUUGUUAACUGAUGCAUUAUAUUUUGAAAUAUAAAUGAAUAAAUUGUUAAAUAUAUCAAUGUAAAACUUGAAUUUAGUUGAGAUAAUAUACAAGGGGAAAGAACAAGUGGUAUUUUUGUCUUUCAAAACAGCCGAAUUCGCAGCCAAAAGUAUUUUAUUUCUCG